Cydia pomonella (codling moth) is the source of this 8546-nucleotide messenger RNA. RefSeq lists its product as uncharacterized. The transcript has 41 exons. The record is from RefSeq and is a predicted model, not a curated record. Bases 250 to 8325 code for a protein of 2691 amino acids. Lineage: Eukaryota; Metazoa; Arthropoda; Insecta; Lepidoptera; Tortricidae.
ACGUUUGCUUAUUGUGAUACCGCGCGCGCAGAGUAUUUUAUUAAAAUUCAAAUGGAAAAUUACGCACCAACAGAUUUUUUAUUUAGUUGUACAUAAUUUAAGUGUUAAUGUUAAUAAAAAUCUAUAGGGUAACAUUUUCCAAAACAUAAUACUUGUCGUUCUAAACUUAAGCGGCGAAAGUAUAAUGCAUUAUAACCUAAAAGCUGAAUUUGUUUUCCGUUAUAAAUUUUAAAAUCUGUUAAGUUUAAUAUGCAGAAGUUACAAGAUAGUGUUUUUUCUAUCACAAAAACUACUAACCUUUCACCUGCCGUGUUCAGUUAUUUGCAGCCAUCAGAAAAUGCAGAAAAUGUUCCUCUCGGUGGUAUUCUAAGUGACACCAAACAUGGCUGGUUGGCCUUGGGCUCCAAGUUCUGUGUGGUUGACCUUAGAACCGGACUGAAGGUCGCAGCCAGGACUUUUGGGGUCCCUUUUAGCAACACCAACUGCACAAUCACCAGCGUUAUAGAACUACCCACACCACUAACCGAAAACUCCAAGCAGCUGAUCAUCUGCCUAGAAUGCGAGGAUCUCACCGGCCUCAUCUGCGUACUCCACGUCAACGGCUCGCAGAUCCUCCGGUGCAUCCAGACAGAUGUGGUGAUUACGGAGAUAGCUGUGUGUGAUGAGGUGCCGGAUGGGCCGUUGACAUAUUUUGAUGGAGUUAUCAUGGCUGGCUCGAAAAGAGGAGAGAUUUUUGUUUUUGAUCUGAAUAGAGCUAGUCUUAUUCAAGCAUUAAAAGACAUAUCGCAAGGCUACGAGCACCUAGUCCGAAUGGAGUCCAACCCAGCCAACCUAGCGUUCCUAUCUCUCAACGCUAUCCCCCAAGUAGACCAACAUAGAGACCAGGCCGUAGAAAACGACGACCAUCUCGCCAUAAUCCUCAACGAAAACUCACUUGUAGAUGGCCAAUACUUAUUUAGGAACCCAGAUGGUUCUAUCAGAAUGAAAGCAAAACAGGAUCAUAUAAGAGUGUCGGCGCUUCAGUAUAUUCCGCAGCUGGGAAGUUUGGCGGUUGGGUUUAAUUUUGGGGCGUUCCAGAUUUGGAACAUGAUGAGCUUGGAGUUGGAGUUUGCGUCGCAGGUUAAUCGGGAAUGCUUGCCGGUCACACAUUUUGGAUUUCAGGAGCCCUGCGACGACCCCAGAGCCUUUUGCUACCUCUGGGCAGUAUUCUCCGUUAUGGAACGGUUCGAAGAGGAAGAGUUUCCACUGGCUGUGAUGUAUUCCCUCACCUAUCAGGGGAAGAGGAUGCUCUCCGACACCAAGUGUCUAUAUCAGGACUUCAUGAUGGCGACCAUCAGGUUCCAAGUAGAGCUAAGCGUGAUGGAAAAUGCCGGGCCAUUUGUCGGGGGCAGGUGCGUGUCGUGCCACGCCUACUCCGUCAGCUCCACGCUGGGGGAGGAAGGGGAAGACAGUAUGCUGAACAUCUGCCAACUAGUCUGGGAGUGUUGGGGCGAAAACGUGAAUUCUGCAACGGAGUAUGGGAUGCUAUUAUUUGAUUUAGACCAGUGGUAUAAGGAUCAGAUGCCCUCAACAUACGGGCUACAAAGCAACGCCUUCAUGAGCGCAUCGUGGUGCGGGCAGCUGACCGCGGCCGGGACUCGAACCCUGGACGUCCGGCUGCAGCCCGGCUCCGUGACUCCAUACUCACACGCCACACGCCUCGAGGAACACUUCUACCCCAACUCCAUACAUUACAAUUGCAUCUGCCUAAACACGUCCGACGCCUGCGUGCUGAGCACGGCCGGCAUCCAGCGGCAGCUCAUCGCGUCGCUGGACGCCGCCGGCCCCACGGCGCUGCUCAGCCCGCCGCGCCUGUACCGCGCCUGCGCGGCGGCCGGCCUCGCGCCGCUCUACGCGGACGGCCUGCCCACCGACCCUAGUGCGGAGGAGCAACGGAGAUUCCUGUUAUCAGUGGCGCUGGAAGCUCGUCUGGCACGGUUUUUGAAACGUUGCGCCCAUGACUGGGCCACGGGCAGCCAUCAGGGGGUCGGCUGCACACUCCCUUUCCUGGUGGACUGGUGCUGGCGCCGCGCCUUGCAACUAAAGGAGAACGCGAAGGAACUCACCGCUCCGCUGUUCUCGUCCUCGUCUUUGCCUGACAGGAACGUGGUGCGAUGUUUGGAGCACUGCGUGCAACAGUUGACGCAGCUGACCGGCUUACUGGACGCCAUCCUUACUAAAUGCUGCAACCUCAUAGUCCCUGACGCUCUCAGCGAGAUCGAAGAGAAAUACAAAGGAGUCGGCACGGUGGCAUUAUACUUCCAAGUCGUGCAGUGGUUUCUCCGAGUAGGACUGUUGCCAGAGAGACACCAAGAGCUUCCGUAUCCGGCGCGGCAGCUGAAUGAAAUAUACACAAAAAGGCGAAUGAAGCUGCAACGGCUGCAGAGCGGGCUGCCCGAGGACUCGAGCAGCUCGAGCUCGCUGCUCUACAUCGACCAGCUGAUCGAGCACGAGUUCGGCGGCGAAAGGAUACACCAAAUGUGGCUGAAAGGCGGCAGCGAGACCAACGGCCUGUACCCGCCGCCCUCGCUAUACUCUCUCCUGCGCCUGUAUUUACUGCCCGACAUCGCUGAAGAACACAAGCACUCGCUAGUGCUGUAUCUGCUGGUUGACUACUCUAUGGUCUAUGAAGUCAGGCACGAGGCGGUGGUGCGCCGGCUGAUGCAGUUCCCGACGAUGUUCGGGCUGAGCAACACGGCCAUCAAGGCCACGCAGGCCUUCUGGCAUCUCGACCAUAGAGACUUUGACUUCGCCCUGGACCAGCUGCAGUGCCUGACGGGCAACACGCUGUCCGCGUGGCAGCACCGCGCCGUGCUGGGCGCGCUGCUGGCGCAGCGCAUGGCGCAGGCCGCGCUGCAGUACCUGCACGCGCGCAGGCCGGCGCCCGCGCAGAGCCGCCGGGCCGGCCACCACGACCAGCCGGACGACUGGCGCAGCUGCUGCGACCUGUACUUGGCCAGGAAGCUGGUGUUCGAGGCGCUGGACGUGGUCCGGGCGUGCGUGCGGAGCGCUGCCCCUGUGGAGGAGAAGCUGCAUGUGCUGAACUUCUUUUUCAAAGGGUGCCGCAACACGGGCCAGUUAGCGAGGCUCCUGCAGGUGACGCUGCUGCCCUUUGAAGAGGAGGCCUUUAUAAAAUAUCUUGAGAAAUGCAACGAACCACACACCUCGGAUAUACUCAUCAUGUAUUACUUGCAGCAGGCCAGGUACUUGGAAGCACAACAAUACAACUGCAAACUCCGCCACACCAAACGCACAAACAUCUCGUCAUCAUCAUCAUCCAUCGUGGACGUGAUGGACCGUCAGCAGGCGCGCGACACCCUAGUGGAGGUGGUGUGUUCGUCGCUGCCGACCAUAGCGACCAGAGUGGCGCAUAUGGCGCUCAGUGACCACUGCGAGCCUCAUAGUAAGUCUCUACAAACAGCGCGCGACACCCUAGUGGAGGUGGUGUGUUCGUCGCUGCCGACCAUAGCGACCAGAGUGGCGCAUAUGGCGCUCAGUGACCACUGCGAGCCUCAUAUCUCUACAAACAUGACCUCCUCAUCAUCCAUCGCGGACGUGAUGGACCGUCAGCAGGCGCGCGACACCCUAGUGGAGGUGGUGUGUUCGUCGCUGCCGACCAUAGCGACCAGAGUGGCGCAUAUGGCGCUCAGUGACCACUGCGAGCCUCAUAUUCUAGCAGCAAAGCCGAUGUCAGUGUUUGUUCAGACGAAAUCUCCCAAAAACACUUUUACCUACAAAUCGUCAUUUAUUCAGGACACGAUAGAGAACGCUAGUGAGACCUGGGUAAAUAGACCAAAGAUGAGGCGGGGCAUCAAACGAGCGCUGAAUAUCGAGGACACACCCUUCAUCUGUACUCCGAAGUUAUCAAGAACUAAGAGUAUAUUUAGUGAGUUCCAACCGUCGUCCACGCCGCCGAAGCGCGCCAAGCCGGCGCCGGCCCCGGCCCCGGCCUGCGCGCGCGCACGCACGCCGCGAGCAGACGACGUCAGCCGACAGAUGGCGACUCUGCUCGAUAUGCCCGAAGUGCAAACUCCGGAUGGGAACACAUAUGACCGAAGCGGAGCUGGGACACCCCAUAGUAUACUUAAGAUAAGGAACUCUGCCCUCGGUCGCGACGCGCCGUCGCCCGUGGACUCGCGCUACCUCGGCGACAGCGACGACGAGCUGCUGGAGACGGCCAGCAACCACACGCACUACAGCGACUCCACCAACAAACACUUACGGUUCACAAUCCCGACGGCCUCCGAGUCGGGUUCAACGCCCUCGCCGCAACCCGCUCCUUUUACUGCCGAAGUGCGAGAGAGAGAACCAGUGCGACAGAAAGAGAUGGACGAAUCUAUGGAGAGUUUCGUUACUUCUACGAGUACCGCGCAUCCUAUGAAAGAUGACAAUCCAUUCGAAUCGCCCCUAAAGAAACUUGCAACAGAGGAGAAAGUCUUGUCCAGGAAGUCUUAUAAAGACAACGUUCGAGCGAGACGCUCCCUCUCCAUCUCGGCGAACAGCAGCCUCUCCGAGGACCCCAACACCUCCAUCGAGAGCAUCGCCGACAUCCCCGUCACGCUCAUCAACCCCCGCUACCGCAAGACGGAGACGCCUGAAAAGCGGGAGAGAGACAGCGCCUCCCCCAGCUACAGGGCGGUGGACGAGGACGGCAGGCUGUCGCCGAGUUGCUUCACGAGUGGCGCGGGCGAGACAGAGACGGCAGGGCUGGAGAGGGACAGCGCGCCGCGCACGCCGCGGGGGCGGCGCGGGAUCCGGGCGGCGGGGGAGAGCACGCCGUUGGCUGCCAGAAGUCGGUCUGGUACACCAGAGCACGUGGAUUCUCCUACAGUAACACCGCUACGAACGAGCAGAAAUACCAGGAGCCGGUCUCGCACCCCGGACAUCAGUCCGCGCGCGUCCCCUCUAGCGCCCAUCCCGGAGCAGCCCCGGCAGGAGGUGGACAGCGCGCCGCACCCGGUCCAGACCACACUUACAAUUACUGCGCCGAGCCGAUUAAGGAGCCGCUCCCGCACCCCGGAGAGGUUGGAGAAGGUGGCGGAGUCCCCGCGCCUGCCGGCCAUCUCGGAGUCCCCCACUAAGCCCGAGCAGCCCGCCGCGCCCGAGCAGCCCCCCGCGCCGCGCCGCCUGCGCAGCCGCUCGCGCGAGCCGCAGCUCGACAUCGAAGUGCUGAAGAGCCCGAGGAGCUUGAGAAGCCGCUCAAAGACACCAGAAAAACUCAUGUCUCCCAAAGCCGAUCGUUCGACUAAAGCCAAAAAAUCUCUCACCAGAAUAGUACUAGAAGCCAACACAUUCAAAGCCAAAAACACUGAACCCGAACCUGAGCAAGAAGAAAACGAGGAAUUAAUUAAAUGUACGCCUAUGAAGCCUAAACAAGUCGCCAACAUGGACGUAUCGUUCUCUCCGAUUGUAAACAAGUCUGUACUUACUGAAACUCCAGACAAAGUACAGUCAGCUGACAGCAGCAAAACUAAUAUAGAAACUUUACCAGCUUUUACAAAAAUGAACGAAACACAAUUUGGUAAAUCGAUACUACAAAGCUGCGAGAGCAGCACUAUUGAAACUUCACAAGAACUCGAAAAAGAAAAGGAUAAUGAAUCUGAUCACGUAAAAACUUUACCAGCAUUUAGUUCAAUGAACGAUAGUAUUUUUACCAAAUCUGUGCUACACAGUUAUGAGAGCAGUGUUGCUGAAAGCUCGAGCAUACAUGAAGUGUCUGUUACUAAAGAGAUAUCAGUUACAAAAGUAACUAAAACAGAAGUCUCGACUAUCGCUUGCAAGUCUGUAUUAAAAGACCAAUCAAGUCUUUUAACUAAUGAUAGUGAAUCUGAAAGCGAAGAUAAUAAAGACAAGUCUAAUUGGAAGGAACGUAUAGAACGCGUAGAAGGUACAGCGCAGGAUAUUCAGAAGGAGAAAGAGAGGAUUGUGGAGAUUGAGAGGGAGAUUAAUGAGAUAGAGGGAGACAUGAGCGAUGAGGAGGGGUUGACGGACGAGGAGAUUGUCGAGGGAGCUGAUGAUGAUACUGAUGAAGAAAGUUCGGAGGAAGAUGAUUCAAUGUCAGGCUCUGGUGACGACGAGAUAAUAUCAAUCGGGGACUCUUCCGCCGAGUCCGACGACAUACAGCUCGACGAACAGACCUCAUCUGACAGCAACAGACAGAUCGAAGAAAUAGAGGUUAAUGUUAGGGAAAGUCCGGAAACGACGGAACAGUCGGAUAAUAGAGAUCCGCUGAAUAAAUUCCGGGUGUCCCUGCUUACUGAUGACAAUUCUUAUUUAUCGGAUAAUGAGAUGGAUCUCAAUUAUGAUGACGAUGAAGAGGAGGAGGAAAGUAAGAAAGCAGAAACGGACUCAGCGAAAUCUGAAACCGAAGCACCAAAAACGGAGGCAGAAGCAGCAACAACUGCAACAGGAGCAGCAAAAACUGAAACAGAAACAGCAGAACCUGAAACAGAAGCAGCAAAAACUGAAAUAGAAGCAGCAAAAACCGAAACGGAAGCAACAAAACCUGAAACCGAAGCAGCAGAAAUUGAAAUCGAAGCACCGAAAACAGAAACACAUGCAGUCAUAACGAUAGACGUAGUAGUUGAAGAAAUGAAUCCCAUUGAAGAAAACAAAGAAACUCCUACUGCUACUGCUGAAGCAAAAAGUACUGAUAUCGUUGACGGCAGUUCAGCUAUAAAUAAACCGGAAGUUAUGGAAGUAGAUCCUAUUACAUCUAAAACAGGUGAUGUCAUUCCUGAAGAAAAGAUUGGCAAACAUAAGACAGACAAAGAAGCAGCGGCUGAAAAUAAAACAGAUAAACUAGUCGAAAAAGAAACGAAAGGUUUACAAGAAAAAAUGGAUGCUUCAGAGCUAUCUAAAGAAACAGAAAGAAAAACAGAAAAGGAAAAACGAGAAUCUCGUUUACGCAAACGCGCAUCGUCAACAUCAUCUAACAAAAAAGAUGAUAAAACAAUGGAUGUCGACAAAAAAACCGGAAAUGUCGAAACUAGAAGACCUAUGACUAGAAAGCGCGCUAAAUCUACAACCUCGAACCAAUCUGAGGAAGUAGAAGAAACGCCGAGUAGAAUAAGUAAUCCUACUCCGGCUAUGAGAAGGCUUAUGGCUCGACGUGAAUCUAAAGAAGCAGAGAGUAAGGUUGAAAGUCCCGUGACUCCGCAGCGCCGAACGACGCGCAGUCGGAGUAAAAAUGAUGAUAAUGUUAGCGUGACGUCAGAGGAUUCGGUCAGGUCGACGAGGAGCAAGGCGAGUGAGAAGGAGAGGACGGGGAGGAAGGCGAGUGAGAAGGAGAGGAAGGGAAGGAAGGCGGCGGCGGGCGUGAAGCCGGAGCUCAGCGCCAUCCCGGAGCUGGCGGCGGGCGAGCGCGAGGACGGCGGCGACCGCUCCGGCGAGAGGAGGCUGAGCCGGCAGCAGCGGUCCCUGCUGUCCUCGCUGCAGCUGCGGCCGCGCGGGGGGCGCCGCCCCGGUGCCGGCCCCGGCGUCGGCCCCGGCGUCGGACCCGCCGCCGAGCAGGAGGACGAGGACAGGGAGCCCUUCGACGUGCAGCCCAUCGACAGGAUCAGCCUGCUCAACAAGACUGACUUUGAAGGCCCCGCGGACCGCUCGGAGCCGGCGCGCCUCUCGCCCGAACCUGACGUCGUAUCGCACUCCUCUGGCCGCAGAACUCGUAAGUAUUGCUUACUAAUACUUCAUUUUAUCCCGCUUGCAUGCUUUUCUCGUGUAAAUAAUAAUGAGAAUAACUUGUUGUUCUUGUGUGCCAAAAAAAAUUACGUAUUUAAUCCCACUUGCACCGAGAUACUUGGGAAUCAUCGGGUCAGCACAGAGUCGAUCGCGAAUAUAAUUUCGGUAUUUUUAUUACAAGCUUUUUUUUUAACAUGCAAUGUUAGGUAUAUACUAUUACUAUUGAACCUUUAUUAUACGAACUCUCGCAUGGCAAGAGCGGCGUCAGAGUCGAAAACUGUUCCUAAAGCGGCCAAAAUUGGUAGAAGGGUGUCUGUAGAUGUUGCGGCGGGCGCGGAGUCGCCGGGGGCGGGCAGCCCGGCGCGCGCGGGGCGGCGCGCCUCGUUCACGCGCGCCUGCGAGGCGCUGCACACGCCGAGAGGGCGCCGCGCCUCCGCGGACCUCAGGAAGGAGACGGACAGCGGCGGGGGCUCCCCGGGCGGCGCGGAGGCGCCGGCGCGCCGCCCCCGCCGCGCCUCCACGCAGUCCAACACUAGUGUCUCUACUGACCCCGGGAAGAGGUCUAAGAAGUUAUCAACUGUAGAAGAAAGUGAUGCCAAGAUAUAGUUAAUUUUAAGUGUAGGUUUUAUUUGUUUUGUUUAUUUGCAUUUAUAAUACAAAUAGUCCAACCAGAAAUAAAUUUGUAGUUAUAAUGUAAAUUAAGCGUACUUACCAUACUAAGGCAUAAUUAAUGCAAUAAAAUAUUAUUUCUGGUCAGCCUAUUAUUAAGUAACUUUUGUUUUAUUUAUUUACAUUUGCCACUAUGGAAUAAAAGUCGGAUUAACAAA